AAGGCAGAGAAGACGCCCUGGACAGCCUGCCAGAGCUGCUGCCCAGGAACGAGGCUGGCAGGUGGAGGUUAUCCUGACCAAGGUGGCUGCAGGCCCUGCAGGUGACAGGGCAGGAGGCCAGACCCCGUGAUCACAGGCCAACAGGCAGGGACUGGGGUAUCCCCUGUGUCCCUCAUGAGGCUACAGCACUGAGGCCCGGUGCAGCCCCUCAGGCCCAGACACCAGCAGGGAUGGCCGUCAUUGCCCUGUGUUCCAGCUCGCCGCGAUGAAGGCCGCAGCCGAGUUCGUGGUCGAGAGCCCGGACGUGGUCUACGGCCCCGAGGCCAUCGAGGCACAGUACGAGUACAGGACGACAGGCGUCAGCCGCGAGGGCGGUGUCCUCAAGGUGCGCCCCACGUCCACGCGCUUCACCUUCCGGACCGCCCGGCAGGUGCCCCGGCUCGGGGUCAUGCUUGUCGGCUGGGGCGGGAACAACGGCUCCACGCUCACCGCCGCCGUGCUGGCCAACCGACUGCGUCUGUCCUGGCCCACGCGCACCGGCCGCAAGGAGGCCAACUACUACGGCUCGCUGACGCAGGCGAGCACCGUUAGCCUGGGCCUGGACGCCGAGGGCCAGGAGGUGUUCGUGCCCUUCAGCGCACUGCUGCCCAUGGUGGCGCCCAACGACCUCGUGUUCGACGGCUGGGACAUAUCGUCGCUGAAUCUGGCCGAGGCGAUGCGGCGCGCGCAGGUGCUGGACUGGGGGCUGCAGGAGCAACUGUGGCCACACAUGGAGCCCUUACGCCCACGCCCCUCCAUCUACAUCCCCGAGUUCAUCGCCGCUAACCAGAGUGUGCGCGCCGACAACCUCAUCCCAGGCACGCGAGCGCAGCAGCUGGAGCAGAUCCGCAGAGACAUCUGCGACUUCCGGUCCAAGGCUGGGCUGGACAAAGUCAUCGUGUUGUGGACAGCAAACACGGAGCGCUUCUGCGAAGUGGUCCCGGGCCUCAAUGACACCGCUGAGAACCUGCUGCGCACCAUCGAGCUGGGCCUCGAGGUGUCGCCCUCCACGCUCUUCGCCGUGGCCAGCAUCUUGGAAGGCUGUGCCUUCCUCAACGGGUCCCCACAGAACACACUAGUGCCUGGUGCCCUUGAGCUCGCAUGGCAGCGCCGCGUCUUUGUGGGCGGAGACGACUUCAAGUCCGGCCAGACCAAGGUCAAGUCCGUGCUUGUGGACUUCCUUAUCGGCUCCGGCCUGAAGACCAUGUCCAUCGUGAGCUACAACCACCUAGGCAACAAUGAUGGGCAAAACCUGUCAGCACCGCCCCAGUUCCGCUCCAAGGAGGUGUCCAAGAGCAGUGUGGUGGAUGACAUGGUGCAGAGCAACCCAGUGCUCUACGCACCCGGCGAGGAGCCCAACCACUGCGUGGUCAUCAAGUACGUGCCCUAUGUGGGCGACAGCAAGCGUGCACUGGAUGAGUACACAUCGGAGCUCAUGAUGGGCGGCACCAACACGCUGGUGCUGCAUAACACAUGUGAGGACUCUCUCCUGGCUGCACCCAUCAUGCUGGAUCUGGUACUGCUGACAGAGCUGUGCCAGCGUGUGAGCUUCUGCACCGACGCUGACCCGGAGCCACAGAGCUUCCACCCAGUGCUGUCGCUGCUCAGCUUUCUCUUCAAGGCACCGCUGGUGCCACCAGGCAGCCCCGUGGUCAACGCACUCUUCCGCCAGCGCAGCUGCAUCGAGAACAUCCUAAGGGCCUGCGUGGGGCUCCCGCCGCAGAACCACAUGCUUCUGGAGCACAAGAUGGAGCGCCCCUGCCUCAGGCAAGGCCAGCCUGUGGCCCCUGCCUAUGCUGGGCCUUGCAAGAAGGGGUCAGCCCCGACUGCCCCCAACGGCUGUGUCGGUGAUGCCAAUGGUCAUACAAAGGCCGAGGCACCCCAGAUGCUCACCACCUGAGCCCUAGCCACACACCUCCCCCAUGACUCCUGCCCCCUUGCGCUUCAGGACCCGAACCUCCCAGGCCCAGCCCGAAACAAUAAAGCCAGUGCACCCUC
Molecule: messenger RNA, 2037 nt
Organism: Equus quagga
Lineage: Eukaryota; Metazoa; Chordata; Mammalia; Perissodactyla; Equidae
Gene: ISYNA1
Product: inositol-3-phosphate synthase 1
Exons: 12
Coding region: 266-1939 (557 amino acids)
Biological process (GO): inositol biosynthetic process; phospholipid biosynthetic process
Cellular component (GO): cytoplasm
Molecular function (GO): inositol-3-phosphate synthase activity
Source: RefSeq, a predicted model, not a curated record